AUGAGCCAAAACCAAGAUUACGACCACUUCGGCCACCGCCACACGUUGGUUCCGCUCGCCCUAGACGACGGAGAACGGCUGACAUGCAAGGGCUGCGAGCUUCCAAUCGACCAUCCUUUCCACGGCUGCAUUUCCUGCGCCUACUACCUCCACGCGCCGCGCUCUCUCCAACACGCCGCCCACCCCGACCACCCCCUCACGCUCCUCCCGGCGCCGACUUACUCCGGCAAGGACUACGUCUGCGACGCCUGCCGUUCCAAGGGAACCGCCUUCAGCUACAGCUGCUGCCACUGCGGCUUCGACGUUCACCUCCACUGCGCUUCCCUGCCGGAAACCGCCACCCUGCCGGAGAAGCACCCGCACGCGCUGAAACUGGUGUUCGAUUACAAGUCCGAGGAGAACACCGUGUUCCUGUGCGACGUGUGUAAUCGGGAAGUGGAUGAAGGGGGGUGGAGAUAUUACUGUGCUGGGUGUGAUUUCGGAACCCACCUGCAUUGCUCGGGAGUGGGGUAUCUAGAGCGCGUGGGUGAUGACGGCGGCGAAACGGCGGCCGGAGUUAAUGAUCCGGUGGCGGCGAUGAGGCAGGCGACGAAGGAGAUGAUGGAGCUUCAGCUUGCGACCGCUAGGAUGCAGAAUUCGCUGAAUUUAAGUGCGGCAUAUGCAAACAUGAUGAGGCGUUGGUGA
Ipomoea nil (Japanese morning glory) is the source of this 684-nucleotide messenger RNA. RefSeq lists its product as uncharacterized. Lineage: Eukaryota; Viridiplantae; Streptophyta; Magnoliopsida; Solanales; Convolvulaceae. The transcript has a single exon. The coding region runs from base 1 to 684 and encodes 227 amino acids. The record is from RefSeq and is a predicted model, not a curated record.